UACUUUUAGCUUCCCCCAUCCUGCAAGGCCACUCAACCAUGCGCUAGCUGCAGUGAUCUUGAUUCACAAUGUCUUUACGAAAGCUCAUGCAACAGAGCAGCAAUGGCAGUGUGGUGGACUACUGUGCUGGUCCAGUGUAUAGCUCUUACUCUACACUCACAGGCAGCCUUCAGAUGGAUGAUAAUAGGAGGAUUCAAAUGCUGGCAGACACUGUGGCCACUUUGCCUCGGGGACGAAAGCAGCUUGCUUUGACCAGAUCAAGUUCUUUAGGUGAAUUUUCCUGGCCUCAAAGCAAACUGGUGAUUGUGGAAAAGCAGGAUAAUGGAACAUUUGGAUUUGAUAUUCAGACUUACAAACUCCAGAACCAGAACACCUGCUUGUCAGAGAUGUGUACUCUGAUCUGCAAAGUAAGGGAGGACAGCCCAGCUCACUGCUCUGGCCUGCAAACUGGUGAUAUCCUUGCCAAUAUCAAUGGCGUGAGCACAGAAGGCUUCACCCACAAACAAGUGGUUGACCUGAUCAGAUCGUCAGGAAACCUGCUAACGAUAGAGACUCUUAAUGGAGCAAUGAUUCUGAGAAGAAUGGAACUGGAGGCAAAGCUACAGGUUUUAAAGCAAACUUUGAAAAAAAAAUGGGUGGAGUUCAGAUCUCUGCAGUUACAGGAACAGCGCCUUCUUCAUGGUGAUGCAGCUAACUGCCCAAGUUUGGAAAACAUGGACAUAGAUGAAUCGUCUUUGUUUGGAACGCUGCCUGGGCCGGGCCCAGCCCUUGUGGACCGAAAUCGAUUAUCCAGUGAAAGCAGUUGUAAGAGCUGGCUGAGCUCCGUGACCAUGGACAGCGAGGACGGCUAUCAGAUGUGCGGGUCUGAGGACUCUAGCGGGGGGUCCUUCAGCCGGCAGACAAGCACAGAUGACGAGUGCUUUGUCCCCAAGGAUGGGGACGAUUUUCUGAGGAAGUCUUCGUGGAGGAGGAACCGGAGCGUCAGCAAUGCCAGCAGUGGGUCCCUGUCUCCCUUGUGUGAGGGCAAUUUCUCAAGCAUGUUUGGGACCCUGCCCCGGAAGAGCAGACGAGGAAGUGUCCGGAAACAACUCUUGAAGUUCAUCCCUGGCCUUCACCGCCCCGUAGAAGAGGAAGAGAGUCGCUUUUGACCGCUUCCGGUGUCCUUUCCCAUUAGCUUACUUCAGAAGUAUCUCUAGACCCGUCUGGAUUAACUCCACCCAGUUUAGUGGGAAAGUGCUACUGACGGAACUUCUCAGAUGGACUGAGAAACUGACAUCCCAUGUUACAGCAAUAGUGACCUUUAUUUAAACUUUUGUGUCUUUGUUUUUUGCUUCUUAAAUCAUUUUUCAACCAGACCAGCUCAAGUUCUGAGCAGACUUUAGGGAAAUCUGGUAAUAAAUUAGAUAAUAAAAAAAAUUAACAAAAGUUGAUGUUCACUUUAAUGUUGCUGAUAGAGGCAAGCUUAUUGUUUUCCAGAUUGUUCAUGCUGAGAACUUUUUGGUGUUAAAUUUGAAGAAGGAUCUGAGAGAAUAUAACUGUUUGGAAUACCUUCCAUGGGUUAAUUGGUUUGUUACAAAACCUUAGGUUUGCUUAAGUUCAGUAACCUCUAGGGAUGCUUUAUAAUAUACAGUUUUGAAUGUGUAUGUCCAACCAAAGAUGACCAUCAGACAUUUUCCAUGUCCACUGUGACAAUACAGCAGGGAGUUUAAGAUUUAAUGGAAGGGUCUAAGCUUUAUGAGAAACAUGGAAAGUGGUUGUUGGUCUGAGAUAAGUAUUGAGGAAGAUUCCAGUAAGAUCUCUCUCUCUCUCUUUUUUUUUAUAGGCAGUCUUAACAAAAAUGGUAAGAAUCUCAUUUUUCUUGCCUGAUUCAACUUUUGUUCUGCCCGAACAUUGAUAACAAAUCCGGAAGAACUCUCAAAAUCCUGCACCUUUGUGAUUUUUUUGAGUGUGAUACUUUUUGCUACAAAUGUCUAAAGUCUGCAAAAUUAAGAAUUGGGAAAGGAUUUUCCCCCUGUAUAUUUUUUUCACAUCAUCCCUCAUUUUAUAUUAUAUAUCCCAAAUAGUUAUUAUCUCAGCUCUUUUUUUGCGUAUUAGUUAUGUUAGUAUCAUAUUACAUCUACACUUGAAAUCACAUUUUUAUUCAGUAAUAUUAAAGCACAUGAUUUUGCUGUCCUGGUGAUGCAGCUGCUGCUACUUAUACUCUAGAGUAGAUAAUUCAGACUAUAUAAUAAAUAAUCCUUAAUGAUUUUAAACUCUGUGUGUGUAUGUGUGUGGUUGGGAGGAGAGACAACUGGCUUUGAGUGGGACUACUACACUUCAGUAAACUUCUAAGUAGUCCAAGAGAUUUAUCAUUUUGAGAGAAAUAAAACAAUUUUUGUA
Molecule: messenger RNA, 2379 nt
Organism: Trichechus manatus latirostris (Florida manatee)
Lineage: Eukaryota; Metazoa; Chordata; Mammalia; Sirenia; Trichechidae
Gene: CYTIP
Product: cytohesin 1 interacting protein
Exons: 8
Coding region: 69-1148 (359 amino acids)
Biological process (GO): regulation of cell adhesion
Cellular component (GO): cell cortex
Molecular function (GO): protein binding
Source: RefSeq, a predicted model, not a curated record